Molecule: messenger RNA, 3733 nt
Organism: Paramormyrops kingsleyae
Lineage: Eukaryota; Metazoa; Chordata; Actinopteri; Osteoglossiformes; Mormyridae
Gene: prmt9
Product: protein arginine methyltransferase 9
Biological process (GO): chromatin remodeling; peptidyl-arginine methylation, to asymmetrical-dimethyl arginine
Molecular function (GO): histone methyltransferase activity; protein-arginine N-methyltransferase activity; protein binding
Source: RefSeq, a predicted model, not a curated record
UGGAAUAUGUGUUAACACUUGUUAUUCGGUGCAAAUCCUUCCCCAGUCCCGUGCAUCGGUUAAGAAAAAAGUCCUUUUAAAGUUAAUAAGUUUUUUUUGUAAAACGGACGGCUUGCUGGCCGCGCGACCCUUCCACUCAGCUCCGCCUGUGAGCUGCAGCGCGUAGCCGAUCCUGGGCGUACGGGAGCGGCUCACCGGCCUGCCCCCUGCCCUCCCCUCUCCGCGGACCGGGGCUGGGUCUCCUCCUAUUGGCUCCUGGGAGAAACGCCACUUGCAACAGGAGUACCGCCUUUACAGCUGAUCGACUCCGACCGGAAUAAGUUAUCUCAUGCGUGUGACGGCGCUGGCCUUUAAUUUAAUGUUUAAAGUCGAUAUAAAAAUGCUCGUGGGUUGUUUAGGAAACUUGAAAAAUCGGGGAUGUUGUAAUGCAAAUACAGUUUUCUUAAAAACAAAGAAUUGCUUCCGCAGAAUGUUACGUCUUCGCGGAGGAUGUGUCGUGAUUGGUGGCGUAACUGAACCCCAACUUUGGAUCUAACGGGAUCGCGAAGCAAUAGGAACCCUAAAGCGAUGAGUCCGCGAUUCUCAUCGGACGUAUUUACACGACGGACGGGGCCAGGCGUAGCGUAAGCUGAUGCUGCGAUUCGAAGACGGCAUUUUAUUAUACUAAUAAUUAUUAUUAUUUAAUCAUUGGUCAAAAUGCUUUAGUGAAAAACAAAGCCAAAGAACGAUAACAGUUUUACUAGGGAUCGCAUCACAGAAAGCUGAAGAAUGCCGAAUGCAACCACACGGCCGAAGAGGGUGAGGCGAAGCAGACGGACACCCAGGGAUGAUGAUGCCAGAAACGAGCUGGUAUGGAGGUCCCUGGAAAGUGCUCAGCAAUGUCUUCUCAACCAGGACUAUGGGACUGCGUUUGUCCACUAUCUGCUGGCGCUGAACCUGGCGCCGGGUCUGAAGGACUAUGCGAGGGAGUCCUUCCGGGUCACCCUCUUCAAAUGGACAGAAGAACUGGACUCCCUUGGCCGCGUCCAGGACCUCUUUGACUGCUAUGAACAAGCCCUGGAGCUCUUUCCAGUCGAUGAGGUCAUCGUCAACAGCAUGGGAGAGCACCUCUUCAGAAUGGGCUUCCGGGACGAGGCGGCGGGCCACUUCCACAAGGCUCUGAAGCUGAGACCCGACUUUGCAGAGGCCAAGGAGAACUUCUACCGGGCGGCCAACUGGCUGGUAGAGCGCUGGCACUUCCUGAUGCUGAAUGACCGGCGGAGGAACCAGAAAUACCGGCAGGCCAUCCAGAAGGCUGUGGAGUCCGGCUGCAGCACGGUGCUCGACAUUGGCACCGGCACGGGAAUCCUCGGGAUGUGUGCGAAGCAGGCGGGGGCUGCCAGGGUGUAUGCCUGCGAGCUGUCGAAGACGAUGUACGAGCUGGCCUGCGAAGUGGUCUCCGCCAAUGGGAUGAACGGGACCAUAAAGAUCCUGCACAAGAAGUCUUUAGAAAUGGAAGUCCCUAAAGACAUCCCUGAAAGGGUCUCGCUGGUGGUGACGGAGACGGUGGAUGCGGGGCUGUUCGGAGAAGGGAUCGUGGAAAGUCUGACCCACGCCUGGAAGCAUCUGCUGUUGCCCCCCCAGAACCCGCAGGACCCGUACAGCAGCCCGGCGCUGACUGGUCGGGUCAUCCCCGCAGGCGCCACGGUUUUCGGGAUGGCUCUGGAGUGCUCAGAGAUCCGCAGGCACCACCGGGUGUGUGUGCUGGAGGCAGGGGGGCUGUCCCUGUGCGCGAUGGGAGGAGUCCACAGCCCCGUGAGCUGCUCCCUGGAUGCCGAUGAUUCCACGGAGCCGUACACCACCGAACGCCUCAGCCAGGUGCCUGGCGGCUACGCGGCCCUGACCGAGCCCUUCCGGGCGCUGGACAUCGACUUCAACAGCGUGCAGGAGCUGGAGGGUCUGUGCUCCCGCGAGGGCAGCCGCUUCCGCCUGCCGGUCACUCGGGACGGCAUGUUGGACGCCCUGGCCAUGUGGUUCGAGCUGCACCUGGACAAGGAGACCAGCCUGUCCACGGGGCCGCAGGAGGACACCUGCUGGGAGCAGGCCAUCUACCCCGUGCAGCACCUCAGUGAAUGCUCCCUGAAAGCCGGUGACGAGUUGCUGGUGGAGGUCUCCUGCAAGGAUUCCUGCCUGAGGAUUCACGCCAUCGCCGUGGUGAGGGACGGCCUCGUGACCAGCCUGGAUGACUCGGCGUCGGGUCCCGUCUGUGGCCAGACCCUGGGCACGGAGGCCGAGCUGUGCAGCGCCCUGGCUUCCCUCCAGACCGGCCGGAGCGGGUCCCAACACGCGUGCGUGCUGGAGAGCUCAGAGAUAGCCAUGAUCAAUAACGUGCAGUACCACGAGAGCUACAGCAGGGCGCUGGAGAAGUUACUGCGGGCGCUGAGAGCCAGUCGGGGGCCACAGGGCGGCGAGGGCGCCGAGCCCAACCCGCUCUACGUGCUGGACGUCUCCGAAGGCUUCUCGGCGCUGCCGCUGAUGGUUGGCCGCCAGGCCUCGGUGAAGGCGUACAGCUCCGUGGAGAAGCAGCGUCAUCAGACCCUGCUGAGGAGGCUGGCCAAGGAGAACGGGCUGCGGCCAGACUCGUUGGAGUUCUGGCUGUGUCGCGCCGGCGAGGACAACCGGGACGCCGCCUCCGCUGCCCCCAGUGAUUCCGGCACCACCAUGCUGCAGCGGCCGUCCUCAGAGCAGCUCUGGAGCGCCAUUGUGCUGGACUGCGUGGAGAUCUGUGGCCUCCUCCGGCAGAAGCUGAUGGAGAAAGCCACCCUGGCCAGGUGCCUUCUGGAGGAUGGGGGACGGAUCUUUCCGGAACGCAUCGUGAUGUACGGGCAGCUGGUGGAGUCGGAUGCCUUGCUGCAGGAGAGCGCCGUGCAGGGCCGUGAGCUGACACUGGGCUUUGACAUCGCGCCCUUCAUCAACCAGUUCACGGUCCCCGUACAUGUGUUUCUGGACCUGUCCACUCUCUGCUGCAAGCACCUGAGUGAGCCCACAGAGCUGUUUGUACUCGACCUCAUGAACUCCAGUGCGAACCAUACAAGCCAGGAGGUGAAGGUAUGUACCACCUCCGCAGGCAGGCUGACCGCUAUCCCAUUCUGGUACCAGCUCCACCUGGACGAGGAGAUCAGCAUAAGCACGUUCAGCGCGUGUUCUCACUGGAAACAAGCUGCUGUGGUCCUGCAGCAGCCCGUGGAGGUGAGCGCGGGGGAAGUGGUGUGCCUGAGCAUAAAAGUCCACAAGAACAGCCUGUCCAUCACAGCGAGGAAGGGGGAGGAGCCAACCACAGACCCCACCCACCCCAACAGUUAAGCUACCACUUCAGUGUUGAAGGACCAACGCCAGGGCACUGCUAGUAUGUCAAAUGGUGCAAGAAACGUCUCUGAUCAUGUUGGUAAAAAGUUGCCAAAUGUAUAGUUUGAUAUGUGCGCACUUCACCAGAGAAAUAAAAUAGUAUACGGAAGAAAAAGACUUUUCCUGUAAUGUAUAGAGCACAUCCAAGUGAACUACGUUAGAUAACGUAUAAUGUGUAAAAUCUGAUUUUUCUGUACUUUUGGGAGGGCGUGUACUGUAGGAAUUCUGCAAUAUAAGCAGUGUUUGAAUAGCAAUACAUUUAACCAGCCAUCUAUGAUGUAGCUGUAGUAAUGGAAAAUGGAAAUAGGCAGGAUUUAAAUGAAUGAUGUACAAAAUGACACUUCAUGAA